AUGAUCUUUCACACUUUGUCGGAAGCUUUGAAGGAUUUAGUAAACAAGGCGGUGGGUUUAGGUGUUUAUACCGGUUUAAAUAUAAGGAGAUUAUGUAGUGUGGAUAUUUUACAAUUUGCGGAUGAUACAUUGUUGAUUGGAGAGGGGAGUUGGAAUCAAGUGUGGGCUAUAAAAGCUAUCUUAAGAGGGUUUGAGAUGGUGUCGGGUCUCGGAAUCAACUAUCACAAGAGCAAAAUCAUCGGGUUUAAUGUGUCUAACAAUUUCUUGGAUAUUGCCUCUAAUUUUUUGUCUUGUAGGAGGGAAGACUUUAUGUUCACUUUUCUUGGGAUUCCUAUAGGAGCUAAUCCUAGAAAGAUCCCCUCUUGGAAGGUGAUUGUCAACAAAAUCAAAUCUCGGCUUAAGGAUUGGAAGGCUCCCAUAGCGGUUUUAAAGGAGAUUUCGAGAUUACAAAGCAAUUUUCUUUGGGGUGGAGUGGGGGAUAAUAAGAAAAUUCAUUGGAUAUGGAGACAUCAAUCUCCAAGUGGUUUCGCGCAACAUCAAGGUUACAUUGAGGAUAAGUUUGUCGAAAAUUGUAGUGUUACUAUUGGUAACGGUUUCAACACAUCUUUUUGGCACUCUAGGUGGAUGGGAAACCAUUGCUUGAAGGAUUCUUUUCCGGAAGCUUUCGCUCUUUCGGCUUUAAAGUUUGUUUCCGUGGCUACCAUGGGAGGUUGGAGUGGUGAAGAAUGGCAUUGGGGCAAUUUUGGUUUGGACUUACAGGGCUGUCCGGCGAGCGCAUUUGAAGCCCAGCGGCUGCACUCUUUACUGCUGUCGAUUCAGCCAGCGGCUGCUGUCAGGGACAGUGCGGUUUGGUGCCCGGAUCCGGCGGGAGGUUUUUCCGUUCGGGGCUGCUACGCUCUUACGGAUUGUUUUCAUGUCCCGUUAGGUCUGGAGAAGGAGUUUUCGCAUGUUUUAAAGCUUAUUUGGAAGACGGUUGUUCCUCAAAAGGUCAAGGCUUUUGGUUGGCGGUGUUGCAUUAAUAGGUUGCCCACAAAGGAUCUUCUUCAAGUGAGAGCUUUCGGAAGUGGUUUAGUUUUUGCAAAUCUAAAAAAGUUAAUUCCGGAAGGGAAGGGACAAUUUGGAUGGCAACUACGUGGUUUAUUUGGAAGCUCCGGAAUGGAAUCAUUUUCCGGAACGUUUUGUGGAAUGUGCUAG
Molecule: messenger RNA, 1194 nt
Organism: Vicia villosa (hairy vetch)
Lineage: Eukaryota; Viridiplantae; Streptophyta; Magnoliopsida; Fabales; Fabaceae
Exons: 5
Coding region: 1-1194 (397 amino acids)
Source: RefSeq, a predicted model, not a curated record